UCUUCUCUGUGCCCUUCCCGCUGUUGGUAGGUAACGCGCUGCCGGAGCCGCGUCGGUGGGAGGAUGUCGAGCACAGCUCCGUCCAAGAAGCCGUACCGCAAGGCGCCCCCGCAGCACCGUGAGAUCCGCCACGACGUGCCCAUCCUUCGUGACGACCAUGAUGGCGUGAUCUUGGCAGAGCAGAGUCAGGAUCCCUUGACGGAUGCAGAAAGGAUGAAGCUGCUGCAGCAUGAGAACGAGGAGCUGCGCCGGCGGCUCACCUACGUGACCGGCAAAAUGGAGGCGAUGGAGCGGGAGCUGGAGUCGGGGCAGGACUACCUGGAGAUGGAGCUGGGCCAGAACCGUGAGGAGCUGGAGAAAUUCAAAGACAAAUUCCGUAGGUUGCAGAACAGCUACACUGCUUCCCAGAGAACCAACCAGGACCUGGAGGAGAAGCUGCAUGCCCUGAUUAAGAAGGCGGAGAUGGACCGCAAGACACUGGACUGGGAGAUUGUGGAGCUCACUAAUAAGCUGCUUGAUGCCAAAACCACCAUCGAUAAGCUGGAGGAGCUCAAUGAGCGGUAUCGGCAGGACUGUAACCUCGCGGUGCAGCUGCUCAAGUGUAACAAGUCCCACUUCAGGAACCACAAGUUUGCUGAUCUUCCCUAUGAGCUGCAGGACAUGGUCAAUAAGCAUUUGCACAGCUCUCAGGAGUCUGCAGGCCCUGCACAAGAGGCCACCCACACCUUGGCCCCGUCUGACGUUGUGCCCACCUCAGUCAUUGCCAGAGUCCUGGAGAAACCAGAAUCUCUCAUUCUGAACUCAGCCAAGUCAAGCAGCGGCAGCUGUCCCAUGGCCGAGGACGUCUUUGUGCACGUCGACAUGAGCGGGGCUGCUCCCGAUGCCUGCAACAGCACAGGGCAGCUGGGGAAGGAGGGAGGAAGUGCGGGGAACCAGCAGAACGGUGGCUGCAAGCCCCAGAGCAGCGUGGAGAGCGCGUCGGAGGAGGCGCCAGCCUUUGAGAAGCUGAGUCCGUACCCUACGCCCUCCCCUCCCCAUCCUAUGUACCCGGGCCGCAAAGUGAUUGAGUUCUCUGAGGACAAAGUCAGGAUUCCGAAGAACAGCCCCCUGCCCAACUGCACGUACGCGACGCGCCAGGCCAUCUCCCUGAGCCUGGUGCAGAGCGAGGACGAGGGCGGCGAGAGCCGGGACACGGCCCCCGAGCUCCAGAAGAGGUUCAGCCGCUCCAUGCAGGAGCUGGGCAGGGCAGCCUCGGCCUACUCGGAUGGCGAGGAGUCGGCGCAGAGCUGCAGCUGGACCGUGAGCAGGGACUCGAGUGUGGACACGGACAGCACCGAGUCCAGGGCCCGCAGGAGCCAUUUCUCCUCAGACUACGGCACUGAUUUCUCCCAGGAUGAAGCCCAGAAGUUGCUGCAGGGAAACGGUGGAGUCGCUGCCGAGCCUGGGAGCCCCCCACCAGAGAAGCACAAGGACUACGUGGACCUCGGCCUGCCAGAGAGCCCUGCUGAGGAGAGGGAGAUACUGCUGCAGGGAAGCAAGGAGAGCACUCCAGCGUGUAUCCAAGAGGAGAGUGGAGAAGGCCGGGUCAAGCCUCCCUCCAGCCGGCCGCAUCGCAGCCCCAAGAGGAUGGGGGUCCAUCACUUGCAUCGCAAGGACAGUCUGACACAAGCGCAGGAGCAGGGGAACCUUCUCAGCUGAGGCAGGGGAAGAAGCAGCCGUGUUGUGCAGAGCUGUGGGUUGAUGCCAUCUGCC
Tinamus guttatus (white-throated tinamou) is the source of this 1752-nucleotide messenger RNA. The record is from RefSeq and is a predicted model, not a curated record. Lineage: Eukaryota; Metazoa; Chordata; Aves; Tinamiformes; Tinamidae.